Messenger RNA from Monascus purpureus, 1720 nucleotides. The record is from the annotation of a GenBank genome assembly. NCBI's taxonomy places the organism in Eukaryota, Fungi, Ascomycota, Eurotiomycetes, Eurotiales, Aspergillaceae.
GUAUUUAAGUAAGCGCCUCUGCCCUCUUCUCCCUACUCCCCCUAUCUCUCUCUUCCCUCUCUUCAUUGCUACCUACCUCCCCUGCCAUACAUCAAAUCCUUCUCCCAAACAAACCAGUCGAUCUGCGUCACCUUGUUUACGAUUCCAUGAACUCGCAGAACACGCCUUUCCGAUUUGCAAUUUGCUGGUCUUGACAUCCGAAAGCCAAUAUUCAUUGACAACAACAACAACAAUAAGGAAAAGAGAAGAUCAAAAGACGGGGAUAUUAAAUCAAGUUAGGACAAAGACGAUCUCUCCGAAGCCUAUCAUCUAUCCCGCUCCUUAUUGCUCCCAAUUGUCCUUUCCCCUCCAGCACCCAAUUUUUGAGAUCGUUCGGCGUCACAUUCCUGCUCUAUUUUCAUCUGCCGUCCGCCGCGGCUGUUGCAGUGCGGUCUGCACCACCCACGAUACACUGCGCUCCCUCUUCAUAAGGGCAUCCCUUCGUCCGAUCUCUCCUUCAGCUCGACGUUCCGCUUGCAUUACCCUGUCCUUGUUUGUGGGAUCUCUCGGAACCCUGUCGGACUGCCAGCUCGUUGCGCUAUAGUUCACUUCUAAUUUUCGACUUUCUUCUGUGUAUUAUUACUCCUUAUUUAAUCAUUUAAUCUUCCCGUGAGUCUCGUGGCCCUUUUUGCCUUCUGAAUUAUCUUCCCGCUCAAUACUUUCUUGUAUCUUGUCACCGUUUCCAAACCGUACUUCCUAAGUGACUGAGACUAACCAUGGCUUUCGUGCAGAAUUCACACAAUGAUGACCCGAGAUUUCUCAGCUUGCAACAUGGGCCGUGGGGCAUACGACACAACUGGCAUCAAGAAGCCGGGGGCACCUCCACCACCGCCCAAGUAAGGAUGCCCGACUCGUUACUUGCUGGCCCCCCCUUCGUCCCCCGGAAUUGUUUGUCGAGCGCCAAAGCAACUCCUACGGUUCCCAGUCCAGGAGCUGCGGCAUCUGACGAGUAUUCGCCAUCGGGCCGACCUUUACGCUUUUCAUGUAAUUACUCUCCUGAAUCUUCGGGUUUAUAUACGCUUUCACCUAUUUUAAUACGUACGCUUUUGAGCACUGUUGCGGCAUGGACACCCUUCUCGAACCUCAAAAUUACUUUUUUCUCGCAUUUUUUUCCCACACCCUUCCCUUCUCCUUUUGAUCUCGGUGACGGACCGGAUUAUCCAACAACUUAUAUCUUUUAAUCAAACUGACACGACCUGACCCUGAUCGAUUCGGGCUUCGAAAAGUACUUGACUCGAAUUUGCCUUAUUUCAUAUUUUCAAUUAUUGGCGUUUGGUAUAGACGGAAGGGGAAAUAACAUGGGAAUGCAUGGUUUGACACCAGAAGGAGCUUAGAGAACUUGGACCUCGCGGUCAAACAUGGUUUUGGUUUGCUUUCUUUUCUUUUGUUCUGUUUGACUAUGUCCUUUGUUGGACACUGGCGGUUACCAGUGUGCGUUAGUGUGUGUGUAAUAUUAGAGUACUGGAGAAUGAUAUGAUUGCGAUAUCAGGGCAAUCAUAACCCAGUAUGAGAUCAUGGACUUCUGAAACAAUUCGUCCCAGCACAUGAUUGUGAUUCCUCAAAGGGCGGGCCGUUCUAAGCAUGGAUUAGGCUCUGUCCUUUGUUUGCCUAGCGUGUGCCCCGAUACGAUUGCAGAUUGCAUGCAACAUCGGCUGUGCGACGGGGGUCUGGUGUAUCUCCA